This is a messenger RNA of Zingiber officinale, 1590 nucleotides long. RefSeq names its product tryptophan N-monooxygenase CYP79A68-like. The coding region runs from base 1 to 1590 and encodes 529 amino acids. Gene Ontology annotation, molecular function: monooxygenase activity; oxidoreductase activity, acting on paired donors, with incorporation or reduction of molecular oxygen; heme binding. Lineage: Eukaryota; Viridiplantae; Streptophyta; Magnoliopsida; Zingiberales; Zingiberaceae. The transcript has 2 exons. The record is from RefSeq and is a predicted model, not a curated record.
AUGUUUUUCAGCUUGGCCUCCUCCAUCUGGCCUCACUCACAUGGCACCGACACCACCGCCGGACUCCUUGGCGCUGCCGUUGCUCUCCUCUUGGCCGCCUGCCUCUUCUCGAUUCUCCGGAAACGGGACAAACGGCUUCCCCCAGGCCCGACCCCGUGGCCCUUCGUGGGCAGCCUCAUCCAGUUGCACCGGCACCGGCCUCACUUCCGGUGGGUCAUGGCCGAGGCGGACGGCAAGGACAUCACUUGCAUACGCCUGGGGAGCGCCCACGUCGUCGUCGUCAACUCGCCGGAGCUGGCGUGCGAUUUUCUCAAGAGGCACGACGCCAACUUCGCAUCGCGGCCGCUCACCGUGGCCACCAAGCACUCCAGCCGCAACUUCCUCUCGGUUGUCGUCAGUCCUAUGGGUCCGCAGUGGAAGAAGAUGCGGCGCGUGAUCGCGUCCGAGGUGCUGAGCAGCGCAAGGCUGCACUGGCUGGCGGCGGCGAGGACCGAGGAGGCCGACCAUCUCACUCUGUACCUGCGCAACCUGUGCUUGGCCGGAGGUGGCAGCGUCGUCGACAUUCGGCUGGCAAUGAGGUACUACAGCGGGAAUGUGAUAAAGCGGAUGAUCUUCGGAGUGAGGCACUUCGGGGCCGGCGGCCCGCACCAAGGCCCCGGAGAGGAGGAGGUGGAGCACAUUGAGGCGGCGUUCUCGAUGCUGUCGGUGAUCUACGCCUUUUGCCCGUCGGACUUCGUGCCGUGGCUGAGAUGCCUGGAUUUGGAAGGCCAUGAGAGGAUAGCCGAGCAGGCGGCGAGCACCGUCUACAAGUACCAUGAUCCGAUCAUCGAUGAAAGAAUCGAGAAGUGGAGGAGCGGAGAAAAGAAGGGAGUGGAAGACCUUCUCGAUGUCAUGAUCUCCCUCACCAACGACUCCGGCAAGCCGAUGCUCAGCACUGAGGAGAUUAAAGCUCAAUGCGCGGACUUCAUCUAUGCCGCUGUGGACAAUCCCUCAAACACAGCAGAGUGGUUGUUGGCACACUUACUGGAACGACCUGACAUCAUGCGAAAAGCCGUUGAGGAGUUGGAUCGGGUGGUCGGCAAGAAGCGAUUAGUAGUCGAAUCUGACUUUGCUCGACUCCCCUACCUGAAGGCAUGCGCUCGCGAGGCUAUCCGUCUCCACCCAGUCGCAGCCUUCAACCCCCCUCACGUAGCCAUCGAUGACGCGGUCGUUUCAAACUUCUUCAUCCCCAAGGGGAGCAUGGUGUUGUUGGGUCGAGCUGCACUCGGGCGAAAUCCCAAGGUUUGGGAGGAUCCGACCCAGUUCAACCCGAGCCGACACUUGAUGGAUGGACACCAAGAGGUGGAGCUAGCAGAGCAAGGCCUCCGAAUGAUAUCGUUCACCAUCGGGCGUCGACAGUGCAUGGGAGCUCAGCUUGGCACGGCAAUGACCUACAUGUUGGUUGGAAGGGUGCUUCAAGCGUUCGAGUGGAGCUUACCUGCCGACGAGACUAGCAUCGACCUCUUGGAGGAAAGGAUGAGCCUCUUCAAAGCCAAACCUCUGAUGGCUCGUGCAAAGAUUCGAUUGCCAAAUUUGUUAGAGAAUUUAUGA